This is a messenger RNA of Gekko japonicus, 323 nucleotides long. RefSeq names its product peptidyl-prolyl cis-trans isomerase NIMA-interacting 4-like. The record is from RefSeq and is a predicted model, not a curated record. The transcript has 4 exons. Gene Ontology annotation, molecular function: DNA binding; peptidyl-prolyl cis-trans isomerase activity. The coding region runs from base 51 to 323 and encodes 90 amino acids. Gene Ontology annotation, biological process: rRNA processing. NCBI's taxonomy places the organism in Eukaryota, Metazoa, Chordata, Lepidosauria, Squamata, Gekkonidae.
CAUAACUAAGCGACCGACACCUGUGGCUGAGGAAGAAAAGCGCUGCGGAGAUGCCUCCCAAAGGAAAGAGCGGCGGCAAAGGAGGGAAAGGAGGAGCAACGUCCGGAGGUGAUGCUGCUGAUAAGAAGCCCCAAGGCCCCAAGGGGGGUGGCAGCAGUGUGAAGGUGAGGCACAUUUUGUGUGAGAAACACAGUAGAUCCCUGGAGGCCCUGGAGAAGCUGAAGACCGGCAUGCGCUUCAGUGAAGUCGCGUCCCAGUACAGUGAGGACAAAGCCAGGCAGGGGGGUCGAUGGCCGUAUUACAAACACAAGAGCCACACUUAG